UCCUUCCAGCAGUACAGGCGGAUCUGGAGCUUUAGGAGGGGUACUAAGGAGGAGGGGAUUUAUCUAUUCGUCUCCCGGCUGCAUUCUCGGAUCCCAGCAGCUGUCCGGUCUGCGUGUGUCUGGGGUCGGGGCAGCCAUGAAUCCCUUCGGGCACCGUGAACAUGAAACCCUCAUAGAGAUGUCUGCGACCACCGACGAUUUUUCUAUACUCACUGACUUCCAGAAUCCAGAUUCUCCAGGAGAGGAAGCCAAUGGCACUUUAUAUGAAAUCAAUUCAAAUGCAGAUUCGGAAUUGCCGGGAAACUCAGAGGGCUUAAGCAGCACUGAGAGCACGUUUCUCAUCAUCAACAAUCAAAGGAAAUGGCGCAAGCAUGGCCUAUUCUUGAAGAGUCGUCUCAGGAUAGACAAACAUCACCAAAGUAAAGAUUCUGUCUUCUUCAGGGAUGGCAUCCGAAGAAUAGAUUUUGUCCUUUCCUACAUUGAUGAGCCUGUCAAAGAAGGAGACAAGAAAGCGGAAAGAAGAAAAGAAUUUGAAAUAAAUUUGGAAAAGUCCGGGCUAGAACUCGAAACAGAAGACAAAAAGGAAUCUGAAAAUGGGAAAACAUAUUUUGUUAAAAUUCAUGCACCUUGGGAAGUUUUAUCUACCUAUGCUGAGGUGCUCAACAUCAAAGUGCCCAUCAAAGAAAAUGAUAUACCUCCUCCGAUGGAGAACCCAUUGCACUUUGUGCUCAAGCCAUUUAGGCUUCCGGAGAACGUAAUGCAUCCUGAGCCAGACUACUUUACUGCUCCCUUCAGCAAGCAAAAACAGGAACUCUUCCUCAUAGAAGAUGAGAAUUCCUUCUUUUCUCCAGCCACAAGAAACAGAAUUGUGUAUUAUAUUCUCUCACGUUGUCACUAUGGAACAGAGGAAGGGAAGAAAAAGUUUGGAAUCAAAAGACUUUUAAACAAUGCAACAUACACAGCUGCCUAUCCACUUCAUGAUUGCCAGUAUUGGAAGAAAGCGAGGGAUGAAAAAUGUGAAAGUGAGAGGUUCACCUUAUAUAUGCAGUGGGCAAGGUUUGCACAAUUCUACAAAGAGCAACCCUUGGACCUUAUUAGAAAAUACUACGGAGAGAAGAUUGGUAUUUAUUUUGCUUGGCUGGGUUUCUAUACGGAAAUGUUAUUUUUGGCUGCAAUUGUUGGCCUCAUAUGUUUCCUCUACGGUUUGAUAACAAUGGAUGAUAGCAACAGUAGCAAACAAAUUUGUGAUCCAGAAAUUGGGGGACAGAUUAUUAUGUGUCCUCUCUGUGAUAAGAGAUGUGAAUUUUGGAGGCUAAAUACUACUUGUGAGCCGUCACGGUAUUCACAUUUAUUUGACAACGUGGCCACACUGUUUUUUGCAAUAUUUAUGGGAAUAUGGGUAACUUUGUUCUUGGAGUUUUGGAAACGCAGACAGGCCAGGCUGGAGUAUGAAUGGGAUUUGGUUGAUUUUGAGGAAGAACAGCAGCAGCUUCAACUUAGACCAGAAUACGAAGCCAAAUGUACGAAAAGGAAGAAGAAUCCUGUGACUCAGGAAAUAGAACUGGUUGUAAAACGAAGCAAAGUAAAUCUCCUUUCGAAACUCUUCUUGUGCUGGAUGUCAAUAGUAUUUUGGAUUUCUCUUAUUAUUGCCAGUAUGAUUGCGGUUAUAGUGUAUCGUUUGGCUGUCUAUGCUGCAUUUGCCAGCAUUAUGGAAAAUAAUCAGCUGGAAGAUAAUCCAAUCAGCAGCUUGCUAACACCACAGUUGGCUACAUCUGUGACCGCCUCAUGUUUGAACUUUGUCAUCAUUAUGAUUCUGAACUUCCUUUAUGAGAGAGUUGCCAUAUGGAUUACUGAUAUGGAAAUCCCUAGAACCCAUCUGGAAUAUGAGAACCGACUUACCAUGAAGAUGUUCCUCUUCCAGUUUGUAAACUACUACUCAUCUUGUUUUUACGUGGCGUUCUUCAAGGGCAAGUUUGCCGGCUUUCCCGCAGACUACACUUACAUGUUCAACAAGUGGAGAAAUGAAGAGUGCGAUCCAGCUGGAUGUCUUAUAGAACUGACCACACAGCUUACAAUCGUUAUGGCUGGAAAACAGAUCUGGGGCAACAUUCAAGAAGCCAUUGUUCCAUGGAUAUGGAAUUGGUGGGGUCGAAGGAAAGCUAGAAAUAACCCAGAAAACCUCUACAGCCGGUGGGAGCAAGACUACGACAUGCAGACGUUUGGAGGUCUUGGACUGUUCUACGAGUAUCUUGAAAUGGUUAUUCAGUUUGGAUUUAUUACAUUGUUUGUGGCCUCUUUUCCUCUGGCCCCACUCCUUGCAUUGCUGAACAACAUCCUGGAGAUUAGAGUUGACUCGUGGAAGUUGACCACACAGUUCAGGAGGCCAGUGGCGUCUAAAGCGCACAGCAUUGGAGUGUGGCAAGAAAUCCUAAAUGGCAUGGCCAUUCUCUCUGUAGUGACAAACGCUUUUAUUGUUGCCUUUACAUCAGACAUGAUCCCUCGCUUGGUUUAUUACUACGCUUAUUCUGAAUACGAGCAUUCACUCAUGGAUGGAUAUAUAAGCAGUAGCCUUUCUAUUUUUAAUGUUUCAGAUUUUAAAGAAAAGAGCAUGCCAAAUGAAAAUCCAAUGAACAUAACUUUAUGCCGGUACAGAGAUUAUCGGUAUCCACCAGACCACGAGAGGAAAUACAUGCACACCAUGCAGUUCUGGCAUGUCCUAGCGGCUAAAAUGGCUUUUAUAAUUAUUAUGGAGCAUGUAGUAUUCAUCGUCAAGUUCUUUGUGGCCUGGUUGAUUCCUGAUGUUCCUUCAGAGGUCAAGGCAAGAGUCAAACGAGAGAAAUACUUAACGCAGAAAAUUCUUCAUGAGUAUGAACUCUACAAGCUGAAGGAGAAGUUAUCUGGAAGACAGUACUGUGAGGACGCAGAGAAGCAAGUUAUAGCCACCGAAGGAAAAGUUCAGUUGUCUGAAGCCAUGUAGCACUGUCACCUGCUAUUUCUUACUGACACUACCGGCAUUUAGUUGUGUACAGUAAACCAACACAUCCUCACCUGCUAUUUCUUACUGACACUACCGGCAUUUAGUUGUGUACAGUAAACCAACACAUCCUAACCCCUUAUACAACUUUAUUUAUUUUUUAUUUGAUAGCACCUUGACUGUCAGGUUUUUUGUUUUUGUUUUUUUAAUCCCUUUAAACUCUCUGAUAUCCAAAGGAUUUAAGCCUUACACUAUUGCAGAAAUAUUAUUUUCCCUGUAUCACAGCUGCUUAUUUACUAUUGACAAAUAUUUUACUGUGGGUCACAUGACCCUUUUAUUAUUAUUUGUUUUUUAUUAUUUUUUUUACUUGUAUGGUUUACAACCAUUUUUAAAUGCAGUAUGUAGACACAUAUUGUGUGCAAUUUUAUUUACAUUAUCAAGAAUGUUUUUAAACCUUCCUGUGGUUUCCUACCUGACAGUUACAUAUUGAAAGAACACUGUAGCUAAAAAAAAAUCUGUCAACCAUAUGAAAACAUUUAAACGUGUAAUUUACUUUUUUUGCAUGAAAAACUGAAAAGCUAUUUAAAUUUAAACUAUUGCAGCUGUAUCAGUUGUGUACCUCAAGCUAGUGCUUGUUGGCUGGUAGCCAUUUCCUUCUUGUGAUUAUUGGCCAGUAGGCAUUUCCUACUUGUGAUCGUUGGCCAGUAGGCAUUUUCUACUUGUGCUUAUUGGCCGGUAGUCAUUUUCUACUUGUGCUUAUUGGCCGGUAGGCAUUUUCUACUUGUGCUUAUUGGCACUUGUGCUUAUUGGCUGGUAGUCAUUUUCUACUUGUGCUUAUUGGCCGGUAGGCAUUUUCUUCUUGUGCUUAUUGGCCGGUAGGCAUUUUCUUCUUGUGCUUAUUGGCCGGUAGUCAUUUCCUACUUGUGCUUAUUGGCUGCUAGCCAUUUCCUACUUGUGCUUAUUGGCUGCUAGUCAUUUCCUACUUGUGCUUAUUGGCUGCUAGCCAUUUCCUACUUGUGCUUAUUGGCUGCUAGUCAUUUUCUACUUGUGCUUAUUGGCCGGUAGGCAUUUUCUACUUGUGCUUAUUGGCACUUGUGCUUAUUGGCUGGUAGUCAUUUUCUACUUGUGCUUAUUGGCCGGUAGGCAUUUUCUUCUUGUGCUUAUUGGCUGCUAGCCAUUUCCUACUUGUGCUUAUUGGCUGCUAGUCAUUUCCUACUUGUGCUUAUUGGCUUGUAGUUAUUUCUUUUCUAGUGCUCAUUGGCUGGUAGGUACUCCCUGCUAAUGAUCAGUGAGCGCAAUGCAUAACUGAUACUGGUUUGUUAGUUUACAUUUAAACAGGAUUCUAUUUCAUAUUUAUUCUGUCUAUAACAUUUCAACAUGUUUAAAGGCUGCACUUUCAUAUGAGUGAAACGUUUGAGUACAAUAUCCUUUUAAAUCAUUUUAUCUACGGUUUCUAAACUGUCGUUAAGUAAUAGCUAUUUUUUUAUUUAUUGAUAAUAUUUGGAGGGCUCUUCAUUUACACCGUCACUUGUUUAUGAUUAUUGCUCAAUGCCAAGGUGAGGUUUGAAGAAGUGUUUAUGGCCAACAGAUUAAGAUAAACUCACAUCUAGUUAAUCUAUAAUGAACAUGCUCAUAUGGAGAAUUUUGUUUACUCCACAAGUUGCUGUAAUAUCUCAGGGAAAGGGUCUCAUUUCAGGGUUGUUUUUACAUAUCAGUUGUGUGGCUAUCAUAAGCCAUCUUUUUGCAAACCAAUGCAUUUUUGUUGACUUUUAAUUUAAUGGUGGCCAAAUUAUUAUUCUGUGUAUUCUUUAUAGUUAACAAGGCCAAAGUACUGUUAUUCUUAAGAUAUUAUUUAUCAAAUUAAGAUCUAAUAUUUGAAAGGAAUAAGAUAUCCACACAAUACCUUGGCCUAAUUGAUUUUGGGUGAGUUUAUUUUUAUAUAAGCAGCAAUUUGCUAACAGUGUUUCAGUUUUUUGAACGUCACUUCUGGUAUCCCUUGCAUUAUUAAAAUACAUAACUCUAUUUAAUUGCCUGGCUUCUCAGAUUUCAAAAAUUAAAGAGACUGUCAUAAGUAAACUUUCCUGAUUUUAUAUAGAUUGUGCAAUUUUAAAGGGACGGUGUGCUGUUUUUUCUUCUCCAUUUUAAUGUGUUCCCAAAGAUCCAUUUUACCUGCUGAGGUGUAUUAAAUUAUUUACAAAUAUAUCCUUUACCUUUAUUUUGCCAUUUGAUAUAGAUGGUUUUGGGGUGUGGUAUCUUUUAGCAGAAACUGCUGUUUCAUAUACAAAAAUAAACACAACAUAGUUUUUCCCCAUUAUAUUUUAUACUCUGCAGCUGGUGUAACAAUGCUUUGGAAAGACAUUGAUGGAACCAAUUUUACGGUACACUGUCCCUUUAAAUCACUUUCCCGUUCACUUCUAAUAUCCCAACUUUGCUUUGUUCCUUUCUUAUCCAUUGUUGAAGAGUAAACCUAAAUAGGUUCAAAAUAGCUCAUUAGCAUGCACGUCUUAAGCUCUAUAUGAAAGUAUUGUUUGUGACAAUGUUUGUAACAAUGUUAUACAUUGUUGCAAACACCGUUUAAUUUUUACUUACUGUCUUUUAAUGUCAGCCUAAAAAGUGAAAGCUCGGUUAAUCAGUUCUUGUUCAAAUAUUUCAACUAGCAUAGAGAAAGCAAAGAACUUUUCAAUACAAUAGAAACUAAAUGUAUAACGUAAAAUGACCCUAAGAUAUUCAUUAAAAGCUAGUUGUUUUAAUACAUUUACAAUGAAGGAUAUUCUUAAAGACCUUUCUUUAAAUCUGUACAAGGUAAACAUUUUUUUUUAUUUCCUUACACUCAUUUUACCUUCACCAAAGAUAGUUUAAAACAUAUUUGGCUAAAUCAUUUUAUUUAUAAACCUCUGCAAAGAUUUUUGUUAUUUCGUGUUGUUGUUUUUCAACUGGAAUAUAAUUGGAGACCUUUUGUUUCUCUUUCCUUUUACUUUUUUACUUAUAUCCUCUGACGAAAAGGAAUUUAUGAAGAAGCCAACAGUAUUAUUAGCUGUUUGCCUUUUAGUAUCUGUGCACAUUUAAUUUUUUUUAAUUAUAUAUAUUUCCCUAGGUUAUUAUAAAUAUUUUUAUGGGUUUGUUAAAUGUUGAUUUUACUUUUACAAACUUGGCAGGCCUUGUUUAUAUGGUGCCUUAUGCCUAUGCAUUACAUUUAUGUAAUAAGUUCUGUAAUAUAUACUGUUUGCAAAUAUUCAGAAGUCUAAGAACUGUAAAUGGUUUAACCCCUAUUUUUUUUUUUUUUUUUUAUUAAAGUUGAUUUAUUUCAUUUUUAA
This is a messenger RNA of Bombina bombina (fire-bellied toad), 6288 nucleotides long. RefSeq names its product anoctamin 5 (gene ANO5). Gene Ontology annotation, molecular function: chloride channel activity; protein dimerization activity. Gene Ontology annotation, biological process: chloride transmembrane transport. The transcript is spliced from 23 exons. Gene Ontology annotation, cellular component: plasma membrane. Lineage: Eukaryota; Metazoa; Chordata; Amphibia; Anura; Bombinatoridae. The coding region runs from base 137 to 2977 and encodes 946 amino acids. The record is from RefSeq and is a predicted model, not a curated record.